This is a messenger RNA of Alternaria atra, 1923 nucleotides long. RefSeq lists its product as uncharacterized. NCBI's taxonomy places the organism in Eukaryota, Fungi, Ascomycota, Dothideomycetes, Pleosporales, Pleosporaceae. Gene Ontology annotation, molecular function: protein serine/threonine kinase activity; ATP binding. The transcript has 4 exons. Gene Ontology annotation, cellular component: cytoplasm; plasma membrane; nucleus. Bases 1 to 1923 code for a protein of 640 amino acids. The record is from RefSeq and is a predicted model, not a curated record. Gene Ontology annotation, biological process: protein phosphorylation.
AUGGCCGAAAAGACGGAGAAACGCACCUUCUCGGGCAAGGCAUUGUCCACCAACAAGUCAGUCAAUGCAAAGGACGGCCAGGUCUCUCAGCGAAUCAAGAACUUUUUCCGCAUCAACAGCACCAAUGAUACCCGCAAGAUCUCCGACGAGGGAAACCCCAAGAACGAAAAGUCGGGCUUUCGCCAGUCGAGGUUCAUUCCGCACAUUUCGCGCAACCGCUCCCAGACCGUCGCCAGCGAAGGCAACCCCUUGGAUGACAGCGUGUCGCCUACCGCUCACGCCAACCCAUACUUUGCUCACCAAGGACCACCAGCGCUGCGCCAUCACAAUGCAGGCAGUGUGCCUCCAUCGCCCCCAGACACCCCCGCGGUGCCUAAGACGCAACUGAACGGCGCAGCAACCACCGACGAUCAUGCCACAACCGCUGGGAAAGAGGAAUUGGCUAGGAAACUACGAAGGGUAGCUUCCGCACCCAAUGCCCAAGGUCUCUUUUCCUCAGGGAAGAACACUGAGAGACCACAGACCGCAGAACUUGGCAAGCAGCCUGUAUUACAUCACCCGAACUCGUCAACCCUGAGCAUGGUAGAGACAAAUUCGCAAGACCCGACUCAUCUCCUCCCCAUAGAAGCUGGCAAGCCCAUACCCUCGGCAGGCCAAAUCCGACAGUCUGUAGCUUUCAGAAGGACCUACAGCUCGAAUUCCAUCAAGGUCCGCAACGUCGAAGUCGGACCGGGGAGCUUCGACAAGAUCAAGUUGAUUGGCAAGGGCGAUGUUGGAAAGGUUUAUCUGGUGCGCGAGAAGAAGUCUAGCAGACUAUAUGCUAUGAAGGUGCUGAGCAAAAAAGAGAUGAUCAAGCGGAACAAGAUCAAGCGCGCGUUGGCCGAGCAAGAAAUUCUGGCGACCAGCAACCAUCCCUUUAUUGUUACUCUAUAUCACUCUUUCCAGUCCGAGGACCACCUCUACCUCUGCAUGGAAUACUGCAGUGGUGGUGAGUUCUUCCGAGCGCUACAAACCCGACCGAACAAGUGCGUUGAUGAGGAUGCCGCGCGCUUCUACGCGGCUGAAGUUACGGCUGCCUUGGAAUACCUCCAUUUGAUGGGCUUCAUCUACCGAGAUUUGAAGCCAGAGAACAUCCUCCUCCAUCAGUCUGGUCACAUUAUGUUGUCAGACUUCGAUUUGUCGAAACAGUCUGAACCUGGCGGUCGCCCAACCAUGAUUCUCAGCGGCCGAAGUGGUACUUCUUCGAACAACCUGCCAACCAUCGACACAAAAUCUUGCAUAAACAACUUCCGAACCAACUCCUUCGUCGGAACCGAGGAAUACAUUGCGCCAGAAGUCAUCAAGGGUUGUGGACAUACGAGCGCAGUCGAUUGGUGGACCCUUGGUAUAUUGAUCUAUGAAAUGUUGUACGGAACUACACCUUUCAAGGGCAAGAAUCGCAACGCGACGUUUGCCAACAUUCUUCGGGAUGAGGUACCCUUCCCAGAAGGCUCCGGUGCGCCGCAAGUAUCAAAUCUCUGCAAAGCCAUCAUUCGCAAGCUAUUGAUCAAGGAUGAAACACGCCGACUCGGAUCCCGUGCCGGUGCUUCCGACAUCAAGACUGCACCUUUCUUCAAGACUACACAGUGGGCCCUACUGCGGCACAUGAAGCCCCCGAUCAUCCCCCACCAGGGCCAAGGCGUCGAGACACCCAACUUCCGGAAUGUCAAGGAAUCCCAUAGUGUUGAUAUCGGAGCCGCGGGGGUUAAGGGAGUCCCGCUAGACUCUGGUCUCGCUACACCCAUGGGCGAACUGGCAGAUCCGUUUGAGGAGUUCAACAGCGUUACUCUGCAUCAUGACGGAGACGAUCAUCACCAUGAUAACCACGACCAGUCGCAUCUUCACAUUAUGCAAACGAACUCACAACGAUUGACCGAGGAAUAA